AUGGCGUGGGCGUCUCCGAAUGCUAUAUUGGAGUUGUCAGAAAAGUUACUCUAUGACGCGCACUAUCAAACACCAUUCUUUAAUGAUUACGACUGGUAUUUGGUGCCUAUGGGCAAUCCUGACGGCAUUGAAUUCACUCAUAAAAUACGUACACGAGCGCCAUUGGACUCCGCCGAUUGGGCACAGAACAUAUCUGUAAGAGCUGCAACUCGUCCAUCAGAAUGGCACAAGAAUGUUGAUCUGGAAGACGAACAAAAAGAUACGCGCUGUUUUGGGACAAAUAUCAAUCGGAAUUUUGCUUAUCAUUGGCAAGACGACGUGCAUAAAACUCCGACACAAUGUUGCCAGUAUUAUCCCGGUCAGAAACCAUUUUCCACCGCCGAAGCAAGAGCAAUUCGGAAAUAUGUAGAUAAAAUGGGUGAUUUUAUUAACUUAGCCAUACAUUUACACGCCAGUUUUAAGCCAAAAAAGGUGCACCAGAGCAGUAACGACGAGCGUGUCGCAGGAACAUUGAUUGAUUACAUCAGUGGUGUGGUGGGUGUUGACCUGGUGUUCCUCAUCAAACCAUACCACGAAAUGUUCCCCAAUUUCACAGACACGAACAACCUCAGAUUAUAUGUGAAGAAGUCCAUUACGACGGUGUUAAGCUUGGUGCGAGCUUGGCGCAGUAGCACGAGACAAAACACACUCUCCUUCUUCGGUAGAGAUGUUGAGUUCUGA
This is a messenger RNA of Spodoptera exigua (beet armyworm), 720 nucleotides long. The record is from the annotation of a GenBank genome assembly. NCBI's taxonomy places the organism in Eukaryota, Metazoa, Arthropoda, Insecta, Lepidoptera, Noctuidae.